This is a messenger RNA of Hyalella azteca, 854 nucleotides long. Its product is annotated as corticotropin-releasing factor receptor 2-like. Gene Ontology annotation, molecular function: G protein-coupled peptide receptor activity. The annotation marks the transcript as partial. Gene Ontology annotation, biological process: cell surface receptor signaling pathway; adenylate cyclase-modulating G protein-coupled receptor signaling pathway. The record is from RefSeq and is a predicted model, not a curated record. NCBI's taxonomy places the organism in Eukaryota, Metazoa, Arthropoda, Malacostraca, Amphipoda, Hyalellidae. Gene Ontology annotation, cellular component: plasma membrane. The transcript has 4 exons.
GUGCCCUACCAUGCCCAUGUUGCAGGUGCCCUACCAAUGGCUACCAUGCCCAUGUUUCAGGUCGCUGAAGUGCACGCGGGUGAGCAUCCACAAGAAUCUGUUCGUGUCGUUCCUGGUGAACAACGUCCUGUGGCUCGUGUGGACCACCGUAGUCACCAGCAACACCCGCGUGCUGCUGCUCAACCCUGUGCGUCGUCCAACACCUACUUCUGGAUGUUGUGUGACAUUGAUGAGAAUAUUUUCUGCCGUUAGCUGCUGGAUGGACGAGAGCUCGUACAACUACUUCAUGUCCCUGCCCGUGGUGCUGUCCAUGUUCCUCAACCUCGUCUUCCUCGUUAACAUCGUCCGCGUCCUCGUCACCAAACUGCGGGCUGCCAACGCCCCGCCAACCCACGCUGCCACCAGGAAGGCGGUGAGGGCAACCCUCAUCCUGGUUCCCCUGCUUGGCCUUCACUAUCUCCUGACGCCCUUCAGGCCUUCAUCAGGCUCCGCCAUGGAGAAGUCCUACCUCAUCCUCUCCGCCAUCGCCUCAUCCUUCCAGUACAAGGCGAGCCUGGCGGACGGCCUCACGCAGGUGACGGCCUUCAACGCUGCUGGGGACGAGGAUGACGUGUGGCCGUCGCUGAGUCCCCGACCGUCCCCGUGCGCCUCGCCGUCCCCUCAGGCCUACGGAGGGGACAAGCCUCACGAGGGGGGACGCCAGCUGUCCCCUUAUGGCCCAGUCCCUGCAGCGGCCAGAGCAACUGAAGAACGCAAAGGCAAAAUCCCAAAAAAUAAAACAGACUCGGUUUCCCCCGUACAAGAGGGGUCAAAUAUCGAGAAACAGCCAAACCAAGAAGAAAUUCGAACAAAUC